Fusarium odoratissimum NRRL 54006 is the source of this 3353-nucleotide messenger RNA. RefSeq lists its product as uncharacterized. Gene Ontology annotation, cellular component: cytoplasm; nucleus; ribonucleoprotein complex. The transcript is spliced from 3 exons. Bases 111 to 2678 code for a protein of 855 amino acids. The record is from RefSeq and is a predicted model, not a curated record. Lineage: Eukaryota; Fungi; Ascomycota; Sordariomycetes; Hypocreales; Nectriaceae. Gene Ontology annotation, molecular function: mRNA binding.
CUCCCUUCUUAAAGAGCCCAAGUUCUGAAAAUGACUUCACGCGUUCAACUCCCACGGUGAAACCAUUCGCCAUUGAUCGGGAGAUAUAAACAACAAAAACCAACAUCAUAAUGGCUUCAUCGAGGAUAUUCAUCAAGGGUUUGCCACCCAGUAUCUCGGAGGCUGACUUUCGGAAGCACUUCUCCGCCCAAGGUCGCGAGAUUACCGAUGUCAAGCUGAUUCCCCAGCGACGCAUUGGCUAUGUGGGCUACAAGACACCCGAAGAUGCCUCAAAGGCAGUCAAGUACUUCAACAGGUCUUACAUUCGCAUGUCCAAGAUCGCCGUCGAGACUGCGCGACCCAUCUCAGAUCCCGCCCUCACCAAAGGCCAGAGCGCCUGGCAUUCCAAAGCUGCAUCAACACCAUCCACAACAAUCAAGGGCAAUGAGCAGCCCGCUGAAAAGGAGUCAGACUCGAGCUUGAGAAAGCGCAAGCGAGAUGAGCCCCAGCCGGCGGACCCGAAGCUACGCGAGUUCCUUCACGUAAUGAAGGAAGGCAGAGAGGGCGCGCUCGAUGAUGGUGUCCGCGGUGGUAUCGGCGACGGCGUUGCUGCUGUUGCUGCCACCGCUGUUCCUGAAGAGGAGAGCGAUGAUGAGUACGAGCAGAUCCCGACUCGAAGGGAGAAGCAGCGCAGGAUCGAAGCACCAGAAAAGCCGCUGGUCUCUCAAUCUUUGCCAUCGCAGCUGAAAGAAGCAAGGGUGGUCUCUGAUGUGCAGGCGGAAACUCCUGCAGGCGACGAACCUGUGGAGCCUCAAGAAGCAGCUGCAAAAUCAAAUCUGGAACAGCAGGAAGUAGUCGCAGAGGAUGACGAUUGGCUUCGUUCACGAACAAACAGACUGCUGGACCUUGUUGAUCCCGAUGACUUGGAACGAACUCCUGCGCAAGGGCCAUCAACAACUGAGACCGAUCAUGCAGAGGGAGGCGAAGCUAUGGAACUCACUUCUGUUGACCCGCCAGCUACAGCUGACGUGGCGAUGAAUGAGACCACGAUGGAGGCAUCGGGGGGUGAGCCGGCAAAGGACGACUCACUUGAGGCGAUCCGCCGAACAUCAAGACUUUUUGUCCGAAACCUGCCCUACAGCGCCACCCAGGAGGAUCUCCGGGAGACCUUUGAGCGGUUCGGAACCAUUGAAGAGGUUCAUCUACCGGUCAGCAAUUCAGGUACCAGUAAGGGGUUCGCCCUGGUGUUGUUCACUGACCCGUCGGGAGCUGUUGAAGCAUUCCAAGCCAUGGACGGGGCGACGUUUCAGGGGCGUAUUCUUCACAUCAUUCCUGCGAGUGCAAAGAGAGACACGGGUCUGGAUGAGUUUGCAAUUUCCAAACUCCCCCUCAAGAAACAAAACAUGAUUCGGAAGAAACAAGAGGCAGCUGCUACUACGUUUAACUGGAAUGCGCUGUAUAUGAGCCAGGACGCCGUCAACGCGUCGGUCGCCGACCGUCUUGGUGUUUCAAAAUCAGAACUUCUUGACCCUACCUCGGCCGAUGCUGCCAUCAAGCAGGCCAUCGCGGAGACGAGCGUCAUUCAAGAGACCAAAGCAUAUUUCACCGCUAAUGGAGUGGACCUCGAAGCUUUCAAGUCAAAGAAGCGGGGUGAUACAGCCAUCUUGGUGAAAAACUUUCCCUACGGGACUACGAUCGACGAGCUCCGUAAGCUCUUCGAGGAGUCUGGGCCCGUGCUGAGAGUUUUGAUGCCCCCGAGCGGGACAAUCGCCAUUGUCCAGUUCUCGCAGCCCAAUUACGCCAAAUCCGCUUUUGGGAAGCUGGCAUAUCGCCGGAUUGGAGAUAGUGUGCUCUUUUUGGAAAAAGCGCCAAGUGACAUCUUCAGAGGCGGCAACCAACUGGAUCAAGCCGUGUCACUAAAAGAUCGUCCGGCUCCGACGGUCCAAAAUCUUAGUGUGGAUGACUUGCUGUCACGCGGUGAUAAGCCGGAGGAGGAUUUGGAAACCACCUCUCUGUUUGUGCGAAAUUUAAACUUUUCGACUUCCACAUCUCGGCUUGCUGAAGCUUUUCAGUCCCUCGACGGAUUCGUAUCUGCCAGAGUUAAGACUAAAAUGGACCCGAAGAAACCAGGGCAGACACUUAGCAUGGGAUUCGGUUUUGUGGAGUUCCGCACAAGGAGCCAAGCCCAGGCUGCACUCAAAGUCAUGGAUGGUCAUGUACUUGAUGAUCAUGCCCUGGCUGUUAAGGCAUCACACAAGGGCCAUGACGCAGCCGAGGAGAGACGUCGGGAAGACAAGGCUAAGAAGGCUGCAGGGCAGCGCACCAAGAUCAUCAUCAAGAACUUGCCUUUCCAGGCGACCAAGAAGGACAUCAGGUCACUGUUUGGAACCUAUGGUCAGCUUAGAUCGGUACGCCUACCCAAGAAGGCUGACUAUACCCCUCGGGGUUUUGCUUUUGCCGACUUUGUCACUCCCCGCGAAGCCGAGAACGCACUAAAUGCGUUGAGGGACACCCACUUGCUUGGUCGCAAGCUUGUCUUGGACUUUGCGGAGGCAGAGGCAGUCGAUGCUGAGGAGGAGAUCGCAAAGAUGCAGAAGAAGGUUGGAGGACAGGUGAACAAGGUUGCCCUUCAGCAAUUGACUGGAAAGGGGAGGAGUAGGGUCAAUAUUGGCAAUGAAAAUGAUGAGAUGGAUAUGUGAAGUAUGGAAUAGUAAACUACAGAGAUACUAUUGCCUUUCCACGGGGGGGGAGAGAGAGAGAGUUGUGACAAGGCUGAGGGUUCCUGUUCCUGUGCCUGCACGGCUGAUCUCGCUCUCAAUGAGCUAUGCGCCGUUCUCCCUUGGCAAGGGUCGAUUGGUCGCUGUAGAGCAGAUAGCAUGCAUUACUCGCAACGCUUAUUCGGAGUGGCUACGAUCUGGACAGAAGAAUUCGAUGCCCUGAGUUGACGGGCCAGGGGAGUAUGCGGAUCCUCUUAAUGUCUGAUUCUAAUCUUGUACACAUACCAAACCUUCUGUACCUUGCGCCGUUCGUUCUGAAGAUGUCUCUGAGAUCCCUCGACACACGCCCCCCUCCACAGUCCCUUGGUUCAUGGUCAGGUUGGGUUAGCACACAGAUAUCGCAGCCCCGCCCUGACGCUCCCUUGCAUGCUAACGCCCUCGAUCAAUGCUCCAAGCUGCCAUGUGCUGGUGGCUUCUGCAGGCACUCACAAUUGGCCGCCACGACUACCGACAGCAGACAUCCCUCCGGGCAAAGCCAUGUCUGUUCCCCGCUGUUGUUGGAGUUGAAGCUGGAGCUGGAGCGGCGCCCUUCCCACUCCCACCUAUCCCUACCCCCACCCCAUCCCCAUCCAUCAUGACCCCAUUACCCUUGGUGGU